AUGCCUGCAGACGUUUUGCACGAGCUGAAAUCCGACGCUGAGUAUGCGGACGAGAAUGAACGAGAACGAGAUCUACAGCGAGCAGUCGGCCCGAUAACGAGGAGCCGCGCUAAGAAGAUCGCACUGAGUGAAAACAUGCGCGCAAUGGGAGGAACGACUGUGACGGUGCUGCUAGAAGAUCCUGAACUGGUACGGACGGCGACGACUGAGGUGACGGGCGCCCGAGGCGUAGAGGUCCGAGUGACUAAGUGA
Molecule: messenger RNA, 252 nt
Organism: Phytophthora nicotianae INRA-310
Lineage: Eukaryota; Oomycota; Peronosporomycetes; Peronosporales; Peronosporaceae
Exons: 3
Coding region: 1-252 (83 amino acids)
Source: RefSeq, a predicted model, not a curated record